Messenger RNA from Manis pentadactyla (Chinese pangolin), 3713 nucleotides. It is a transcript of the gene ST8SIA4, whose product is annotated as ST8 alpha-N-acetyl-neuraminide alpha-2,8-sialyltransferase 4. Gene Ontology annotation, molecular function: alpha-N-acetylneuraminate alpha-2,8-sialyltransferase activity. Gene Ontology annotation, biological process: N-glycan processing; oligosaccharide metabolic process. Lineage: Eukaryota; Metazoa; Chordata; Mammalia; Pholidota; Manidae. The record is from RefSeq and is a predicted model, not a curated record.
AUGCACAAGGUGUCUCAUCAGAGGAAACCUGAGCCCCAGGAGGCGGUGCAGAGCGACCCGGGCAGGCCUGGCGCGAACCGCGAGGGAGAGCGCUGUGCUGCGCUGAAGACCAGCUGGAGCUUGGCCGCAGAAGACCCCCGCGACCUGCUCCUGAGAUCCCGGCUCCACGCUCCGAAUUUUACAGAUUUCCCCAACCCCCCGCGACUCUAUCUCCCCAAAACGGAGCCUUUAUAUCAAGAGAAGGUGAGAGAGCUGGUGCCUCCAGGACUUUCCCAGGCACCCAAGAUGCGCUCCAUUAGGAAGAGGUGGACGAUCUGCACGAUAAGUCUGCUCUUGAUCUUUUAUAAGACAAAAGAAAUAGCAAGAACUGAGGAGCACCAGGAGACGCAACUCAUCGGAGAUGGUGAGCUGUGUCUGAGUCGAUCACUUGUCAAUAGUUCUGAUAAAGUCAUUCGAAAGGCUGGCUCUUCAAUCUUCCAGCACUCUGUAGAAGGUUGGAAAAUCAAUUCCUCUUUGGUUCUGGAGAUAAGGAAGAACAUUCUUCGUUUCCUAGACGCAGAACGGGAUGUUUCAGUGGUUAAGAGCAGUUUUAAGCCUGGUGAUGUCAUUCACUAUGUGCUGGACAGGCGCCGGACACUAAAUAUUUCUCAGGAUCUGCAUAGUCUACUACCUGAAGUUUCACCAAUGAAAAAUCGCAGAUUUAAGACUUGUGCAGUUGUUGGAAAUUCUGGUAUUCUGCUAGACAGCGAAUGUGGGAAGGAGAUUGACAGUCACAAUUUUGUAAUAAGGUGCAAUCUAGCUCCUGUGGUGGAGUUUGCUGCAGAUGUGGGAACUAAAUCAGAUUUCAUUACCAUGAAUCCAUCAGUUGUACAAAGAGCAUUUGGAGGCUUUCGGAAUGAGAGUGACAGAAUAAAAUUUGUGCAUAGACUUUCCAUGUUGAAUGACAGUGUCCUUUGGAUCCCUGCGUUCAUGGUCAAAGGAGGAGAGAAGCACGUGGAGUGGGUUAAUGCAUUAAUCCUUAAGAAUAAACUGAAAGUGCGAACUGCCUAUCCAUCAUUGAGGCUUAUUCAUGCUGUCAGAGGUUACUGGCUGACAAACAAAGUUCCCAUCAAAAGACCCAGCACAGGUCUCCUCAUGUAUACACUUGCCACAAGAUUCUGUGAUGAAAUUCACCUGUAUGGAUUCUGGCCAUUCCCUAAGGAUUUGAAUGGAAAAGCUGUCAAAUAUCAUUACUAUGAUGACUUAAAAUAUAGGUACUUUUCCAAUGCAAGCCCUCACAGAAUGCCAUUAGAAUUCAAAACAUUAAAUGUGCUACAUAACAGAGGAGCUCUGAAACUGACAACAGGGAAGUGUGUAAAGCAAUAAGCACAUUUGGAAACAUACAAACAAACAAUAUGCACUUCUCUCUGAAGAUGCUUCCUAAGAUUUGAAAAUAGGAUCCAAAACAAGAUUGGGUUUCAACAUCCGCCAAUUAUCUGAAAGGUGAUAAAGGAUAUUCAUGAGAAAUCCACUACCAGCUGAUGAAAUACCUGCAAAGUGCUCUAAAAAAUAAAUAUUUUGACUUCAAGGGUCCUAGUAAGUGCCACUUCCACUAAGAACACAGUCUGAAUGUAUAAUCUGUAGUGUUUACAAGAUCCAACGACGCACUCGUCAUUAGUUAGAGAAGCAAAUCUGUUCAUCACUGUUCGGCUGUCACUGCAACGUCAAGCACAUGAGAAGAGCAACCCAGAAACACAGCUCAGCCCUUGGGGAAAUUAAACCAUCCUUGUCAGCAGAAAUCAACAUGGAAACAGUUUGAGCAGUGAAAUCCACAAGGUUAAACAACUCAAGUAAAUGCCUUCAGUCAGGACUCUUAAUCUAAUCAUGAAUUUCAUGUUUCUGUAUCUGCUUUUGUUUGUCUUCUGGGAUAUCUCUUUUGGUUUGGGUUUUGGGGUGCUUAGAAAUUCUUUCUGAGAUAAACACAAAAGAGAUAAAUAACUGUCAAGUAAUCAUUUUUAAAGUUCUUGUAUUUUUUAAGAACAAUCACACAAUGACUUUGUAAAAAGGUUUUAUUUUUCACAGAUCUUUUUCUAGUUGUGUAGAAGGUACCAGCUAAACUGUACCACUCGGUAAUCUUGAACCAUUCUGAAGGAAAGAUGUUUUAUGUCAUCUGACAUGGUAACAGCAGAAAAAAAAAAGUACUUUGGUACCAAAGAUUAUACUGAUGUUCUACACAGCAAAUCAUUCUCCUUUCAUGAAAAUAAUAUAUUAAUACAUUAUUACCCUACUCAUGUGAAAGUUAUCUAGAUAUUUUCAAUUCUCCCAACUCAAACUUUCCUUUAUUUGAAGGAAGACUUCCACAGAUUUUACAUUUCAUAAUAAUUUUGUGGAAGACUUUGCCCCAAAUAAAUGUUAGACUGACAGGGCUGAAAUGUGAUUUCCAAUUUUUUGAUUUUUCCCUUAUUAUUCAAAUGGAGAGAUGGGUAUGCUCUUUUUAGCAUUAUUAAAUUUUCUUAGUACAAAAAUAACAAUAAUGUCUCCAUAAUAGAUGAUUAAUUUUAGAGGUUAACAAUGAAACUGUGUGUCAGUAUUUUGCACUUCAAAUGAAUUCAAUUGACCAAUAUUUUCUGUGGUUAAAUUUAUGCACGUUAUCACAUUAAUGUGUUUUAAAAGAAGCACAUGAGAUUAGUAAUAAAGUGAUUUUAACAUAUAACAGAAUUGACCAGGAGGCCAGUUUCUGGUAACUUAUAGUAUCAGGUGUAGUAGUAGUAUAAUUCUGGUAGAUAAUUCUGAUGGUAAAUUGUUCUUUAGAAAGCAGAAGUGCUAUAUUCCCACUUCUACUCUUGGCCUGACACAACUUAGAUGACUUCUUGUUUCUUAGGGAAGCCAGUCUGGAAAGAAGAAAUAGCACAGCAAAUGCAUGUGUUUUAUUUCUUAGGGAAUACAGUCUGAAAAGAGCAUAAACAGCAUGGAGAAUAUAAAUAUGUUAUCAUGGAGGAUAGUCACAGUAGUACAAUUCUCAAUAUAUUAAUAAUAUGUACUAUUAUUUUUAAAAUAUGGUAAAACCUUGGGGUACAGAAGACUAUAUUUUCUGAGAAUUCAUGUGUCUCUAAGAAAACAAAAUUGAAUGCAUAAAGGAGAUGCAUAGCUGAAAAUGGAUAGGACAUGAUGCACUUUUAUCAUUAACCUCUUGUCUUUUGGAAUUUUUGCAAGAAUUAGGUACAUUUGAAUACAAAGUUGAAAAGUCUGAUUUCUGUAACAGAUCAAAAGUAGGUGAUUUAUAGAACCUUAAUCUCAACUGUUUAUGGAUAUGUUGUCUGAGUAGCCUUUAAUUUGAAUUCAAUAGAAAUUCUGAAGUCACAAGUAAAUUCUCACAGGUAAAAUCCAUCUCAGAAUUAAAAGUAUGUUUUAAAAAAGCAUCCAGGUACCUUGCCAUUUUUCUCCAUUUUCAACAAAUGUAUUUAAAUGAUUCUGAGGCCACAGCAAAGCAUCCCAGCCAUUCACUGUUCCGUACAUUGGUGUUUAUCUCAUAGAUGCAUUGAGUGGUGCCUUUUUAACUUCACAUUGCUUUGUUACCCCGUGCUUUGUGUUCUCUAAAAUACGUUGCCCAAUUCUGAAAAUGCUCAGCAUAUAAAAAGGGCUUCAGUAUCGACUGAGACUACUUUUGUUCAUCUCAGGGAACUUUCAAUACUCAAGAAUGAAUUCAAUUAAAGGCAUUUAGUGUUCAAGAAAGA